UGCUUUAUCAUGCUGUUGCAGACACAUGGUUACGGGUAAAGGGCAUCCUAAAAAAAGAACGAUAUGCUCCGGUGUGGACAGACCAGUCUGCUCAAUGACAUGGAGAGAGCUGAGAAGACUCUGUUUCGCCUGGAGCAAGGCUUCGAGCUUCAGUUCCGACUGGGCCCAACUUUGCAGGGAAAGAAUGUGCACGUUCACACCAAUUACCCUGCACCACGACAAACAUUCAACAGGUCUGAAUUCCGUGUCCUCGAAUGGAUCUACCCCGGUGGAAAGGAGUUCGACUCGGACAAGUAUUGCAAACUGGACCUGGAGAUUGCUGGCUCGUACCAGUAUUACUUUGGAUGUGGGGAUGAAGAGAGAAAUGGUGGUGGAUAUUUUGUGGUGGACCCCGUGCUACGAGUGGGCCAUGAAAGGAAGGUACUCCCUUUGGAUAGCAUCACCUCUCAGACUUACCUGUCUAAGUGCCUCGGGCCGCUGGACGAAUGGCUAGACAGACUCAGAGUGUCCAAGGAAACGGGUUACAAUAUGAUCCACUUGACGCCACUGCAGACGUUGGGUGAGUCACGUUCCUGCUACUCGAUUGCUGACCAGCUGGAGCUGAACCCAGAUUUCUCUCCUCCGGGAAAGAAUUACACAUGGAACGAUGUGGGGAACCUGACCGAGAAGAUCAGGAAAGAGUGGAACAUGGUUUGCAUCACAGACGUUGUAUACAACCAUACAGCGGUUAACAGUAAAUGGCUGAGUCUUCACCCUGAAUGUGGCUACAACCUGGCGAAUUCUCCUCACUUAAAGCCAGCCUGGAUACUGGAUCGAGCUCUCUGGCACUUCAGCUGUGACAUCGCGAAUGGAAAGUACAGUGACAGAGGCCUACCAGCUCUGGUUGAGGAUGAAAAGAAGCUCAGUACACUUCGUGAACUUCUGUGGAAGGAGGUUUUUCCUCACCUGAGGCUCUGGGAGUUUCUCCAGGUCAAUGUCGAACAAGCCAUAGAGCAGUUUAAUAAACUUCUGCAGACCAAUGGCAAACCUGCUGGGAAAGAAAUGAAGAAGGAACAGAAGCUGAAGAUCAUACAGGACCCCGAGUUCAAACGCUUUGGCAACACAGUGGACAUGAAGGUGGCACUGGACAUGUUUGGCAGGCACACGAACAGCCUAUCAGCGAUACAAGUAUGCUGUGAUAUGUUCAAGAAGAGUUUGGAGAAAUUGAACUCGGAGUGCUGUAAGGAAAUGCACAGCCAUCAUGAGAAGGCUGUGAACUGCAUAGUGGAGACUGUGAGAUAUGAGCGUCUUGCCAAAAACGGUCCCAAACUUGGCUCGGUGUCCGAAAAACAUCCUUUGGUUCAGAGAUAUUUCACUUUCCCAUUUGAGGACAUGUCAAUGGAGGAGGAGGAACUGCUGCUUCAAAAUGCAGGUGAUGCGUGUCAUCUCCAAGCUCACAAUGGAUGGGUGAUGGCAGAUGAUCCCCUCAGGAACUUUGCAGAACCAGGCUCUAACGUCUACUUGAGGAGAGAACUAGUCUGCUGGGGUGACAGUGUGAAGCUCCGCUAUGGAAAUAAACCUGAGGACUGUCCAUAUCUGUGGAACCACAUGAAGAAGUAUACAGAGAUAACUGCCAAACACUUCUGUGGUUUACGUUUGGAUAAUUGCCAUUCCACACCUCUACAUGUGGCUGAGGCAAUGUUAGCUGCUGCCAGGGCAGUCCGACCCAACCUGUACGUGAUAGCUGAGCUCUUUACAGGCAGUGACCAACUCGACAAUACCUUUGUCAACCGUCUGGGGAUAACAAGUCUUAUCAGAGAGGCAAUGAGUGCUGUGGACAGUCAGGAGGAAGGCAGGCUGGUGUAUCGCUUCGGUGGGGAACCUGUUGGGUCCUUCUUUCAACCCAAACUAAGACCUUUGGUUUCAGGCAUAGCGCAUGCUAUGUUCCUUGACAUUAGCCAUGACAAUGAGUGUCCUGUCCAGGUUCGGUCUGUGUCCGACUGCCUUCCUAGUUCUGCAAUUGUGUCUAUGGCAUGUUGUGCCACAGGAAGUACCAGAGGAUAUGAUGAACUCGUUCCUCAUCAGAUUUCAGUAAUCACAGAGGAGCGUUUGUACACGAGAUGGAACUCUGAUGCCACACAUCCAUCUCCUGGGGAGGUGAACCUCCAGUCAGGCAUCCUGGCAGGAAAACUGGCACUCAACAGGCUUCACCAUGAACUGGCUGAGAAGGGUUUCACACAGGUUUUUGUAGACCAGCUGGAUGAAGACAUUGUGGCUGUAACCAGGCACUGUCCCAGCACACACCAGUCUGUGGUGACUGUGUCUAGAACAGCGUUCAAAAACCCCAAAACACACCACUAUAAUGAAAGAGUGUCUCCCAUGUUCAUACCAGGCCAGAUAGAUGAGGUGAUCCUGGAGGCACAUACAGUGGAGAGAGACUCUGGCCCCUAUGUGAAAGAUGAGAAGUGCAUACAUGGCAUGCCUGAGUACACGGUGGAGCUCAAGGAACACCUCCAGCUUAAGGACAGCCAAGUUGUUAAACAAGGAGAUGCCACAAGAAACGGUGGCAAUGAGUUUGUCCAUGAGAUCAUUUUUGAUCGUCUUAGUCCGGGCAGCGUGAUUGCUUUCAGGGUGAGUCUGGACCCCAAAUCUCGGGACUUGGUUGGCUUCCUGCGUACUCAACUCUGUCAAUUUAAUCGCAUGUACAAAUUGGGCAGUCUGACUGACCCUAAUGUUCCUAGCAUCCUGAAAAUAUCCCUGGAAUUCCUCGUCUCCAAACUGUCCUUGGCCGAGCUGAAUGUCUUGCUAUUCCGCUGCAAUGACGAGGAGUGUGAAGACGGAGGCGGAUGCUACCAUAUCCCAUCCUGGAUGUCUCUAAAGUAUGCAGGCCUUCAAGGGUUCAUGUCAGUGCUUUCCGACAUUCGGCCCAAGAAUGACCUCGGCCACCCGUUUUGCAACAACCUGAGGCAAGGUGACUGGAUGCUUGACUACAUUAGCUCUCGUCUUAUGAAUAAAGAAGGUGCACUAAAAGAGGUUGGGAAAUGGUUUUAUGCCAUUUUUGCCUAUCUAAAAAGAAUCCCACGCUACCUCGUUCCAUGUUAUUUUGAUGCCAUCAUUGCUGGGGCAUACACUACAGCUGUUGAUGUUGUCUUUAAUAAGAUGUCAAGCUUUGUGAGAGUUGGCUCAACCCUGGUGAAGCAGUUGGCACUAGGCUCAGUGCAAAUGUGUGGUGUGGGUCCUGUACCUGCCCUCCCUGCUCUUUCUCCUGCCCUGCAGGAUGUCCCAUAUCGCCUCAACAACAUCACUAAGCAGAAGGAGCAGUGCUGUGUGUCAGUGGCUGCAGGCUUGCCUCAUUUUUCAUCUGGAAUUUUUCGUUGCUGGGGCCGAGACACGUUCAUAGCCCUGCGUGGCCUCAUGCUGGUCACUGGAAGACAUACAGAGGCAAGGAAUAUUAUCCUGUCCUUUGCUGGUACUCUGAGACAUGGCUUGAUCCCCAACUUGCUUGGUGAAGGCACAAAUGCUCGGUAUAACUGCAGAGAUGCCGUGUGGUGGUGGCUGCAGUGUAUCCAGGACUACUGCACUAUAGUCCCCGAUGGUGUGGACAUUUUAUCAUGCCACGUGUCGCGCAUGUACCCUACAGAUGACUCUGAACCCCAACCUGCAGGCACUGUGGACCAGCCUCUGUACAAUGUCAUCCAGGAGUCAAUGCAGCGCCAUGCUCAAGGCAUCAAAUUCAGAGAGCGGUACGCUGGGCCACAGAUCGACUGCAACAUGAGAGAUGAAGGAUUUAACGUCGACGCAAAAGUCGACCCGGAAACAGGCUUCGUUUAUGGGGGGAAUCGAUUUAACUGUGGGACAUGGAUGGACAAAAUGGGUGAGAGCGAAAAAGCAGGGAAUCGUGGGAUACCAGCAACACCCAGAGAUGGCUCUGCAGUGGAGAUUGUGGGUCUUUGCAAGUCCACUGUGCGCUGGCUGACCCAUUUGAACCAAAGCGGUCACUUCCCUUACUCUUCCGUCAGUACCUCGAGGGAUGGUGAAACUCAGACGAUGUCUUACGAAGAGUGGAACCGCAGGAUCCAAGAUAACUUUGAGAAGAAGUUCUACGUGUCACCUGAUCCAGAGGAAAAACAUGAAAAUCAUCCAGAGCUAGUGCACAAAAGAGGCAUUUACAAAGACACCUAUGGUGCCUCCAGUCCCUGGUGCGAUUAUCAGCUCCGGCCCAAUUUCACAGUCGCCAUGGUGGUGGCUCCUGAGCUGUUUACACUGGAUAAAGCAUGGUCAGCGUUGGAGACUGCUGAGAAGAAGCUGCUUGGGCCAUUAGGAAUAAAGACUUUAGAUCCAGAUGACAUGGUUUACUGUGGCAUCUAUGACAAGGACCUGGACAACAACAACUACAACAUUGCCAAAGGCUUCAAUUACCACCAAGGACCCGAGUGGAUUUGGCUGGUCAGUUACUUCCUUAGAGCCAAACUCUACUUUGCUAAGCAGAUGAGCCGUGAAGUAUACAAUCAGACCGUGAUUCUGAUCAGAAACAUUCUCUCCAGGCAUAUCGUCCACUUGGAAAGAUCUCCCUGGAAAGGUUUACCCGAGCUAACCAAUGAGAACGGACAGCAUUGCCCUUUCAGCUGUGAGACACAAGCCUGGUCCAUUGGCACGAUCCUGGAAGUGCUGUAUGAUCUUUAUAAUCCUGAGGACUCGUAGAUUUGUUGUUUUUCUUCAUAACAGCAGGGCGGUUGUUUUCGGACUCCUUUCUGUUCCUUAAUUUCCUCAUUUAAUACUUACGGAUUUAUAUGUAUAUGUCUAGACAUCAGUUUAUUCCUCAUUUAUACAGAUUUUAAUCAGAUUUUGUUUUUGUUUUUGUUUGCAAAUGUAACUUUUCAUGGUCAACAUUUUAAUGUUGAUGCUCCUCAUAUAUAUCUAUUUAUUCAUCAUCAUCAGUGCAAAUGUAGUUUUUCGAGGUUAAACGUAAAGCCGUACUCGUCCGUUCACAGCGGGCGCGAUAUUGUGGCAUAGUGAUUUCUUCAAAUAGAUUAAAUUUCAUCUCUUCGGAAGACAUAAAAAUUUUGUGGUCCACAAAUUUUAUUGAAUUAUUUUGCUCUGAAGAUGUAACUUUUUUUUUUUGCAUGGAAAUUGUCUGUUGAAUCACAAUAUGAACGUGAUUGUUUUUCUAGCCGUGUCAUAAAAAAACAAACAAAAAAACAGUAUUAAACAGAAUUAAAAUCUGAUGCAAACUCGUGCAUCUGCUCAUGUUAAAUUAUGCUCCAGUGAAUACUAAAAAAUCUAUUCUCUAUUA
Molecule: messenger RNA, 5272 nt
Organism: Tachysurus fulvidraco (yellow catfish)
Lineage: Eukaryota; Metazoa; Chordata; Actinopteri; Siluriformes; Bagridae
Product: glycogen debranching enzyme-like
Exons: 33
Coding region: 64-4680 (1538 amino acids)
Biological process (GO): glycogen catabolic process; glycogen biosynthetic process
Molecular function (GO): amylo-alpha-1,6-glucosidase activity; 4-alpha-glucanotransferase activity
Source: RefSeq, a predicted model, not a curated record